AUCAAGCACCUAGGCAUGCAGACUACUUCUACAAAUAUUUAUAAAAGCAUGGGUCACUCUCAGGAGCUCAGUGAAUUCAAGCAUGGUACCAUGAUAGGUUGCCACCUGUGCAGUAAGUCCAUCCGUGAAAUUUCCUUUCUACAGAAUAUUCCACGGUCAACUGUUAGUAGUAUUAAAACAAAGUGGAAGCAACUGGGAACAACAACAACUCAGCCACAAAGUGGAAGGCCACAUAAAAUGACAGAUCAGAGUCAGCGCAUGCUGAAGCACACAGUGCACAGAUGUUACCAACUGUCUGCAGAGUCAGUAGCUAAAAACCUCCAAACUUCAUGUGGCCUUCAGAUUAGCACAGCCACAGUGCAUAGGGAGCUUCAUGAAAUGGGUUUCCAUGGCCAAGCAGCUGCAUCCAAGCCUUUCAUCACCAAGUGCAUUGCAAAGCAUUGCAUACAGUGGCGUAAAGCACACUGCCACUGGACUCUAGAGCGGUACUUGCCUGACUGCAUUUUUCCAAGUGUUCAGUUU
Messenger RNA from Staurois parvus, 522 nucleotides. The record is from the annotation of a GenBank genome assembly. Lineage: Eukaryota; Metazoa; Chordata; Amphibia; Anura; Ranidae.